Messenger RNA from Populus trichocarpa (black cottonwood), 1416 nucleotides. RefSeq names its product LOB domain-containing protein 36. The transcript has 4 exons. The record is from RefSeq and is a predicted model, not a curated record. The coding region runs from base 233 to 1114 and encodes 293 amino acids. NCBI's taxonomy places the organism in Eukaryota, Viridiplantae, Streptophyta, Magnoliopsida, Malpighiales, Salicaceae.
UUUCUUUUUAAUUUUCAUAAUACCUCUCUCUUUAUGUAAAAGAACAGUUUGCAUUAUUUUUCCUACAUUCUUCUCUUUCUUGUCUGUUGGGAUUUUGAAACUCAAAGAUCGGAUCGAUAGUUAUCUCUUUUUGGUUUAACAUGGACCUUUUGAACACACACAAGGAGAGUGAUUGAUCUUUGAAAACACGUAUCUUUCUUAGCAUUAUCGAAGUUGUUAAGGAAAGGUAAAGAUGUCGUCUUCGAACUCUCCAUGUGCAGCAUGCAAGUUCUUGAGGCGAAAAUGUACACAAGAGUGUGUGUUUGCUCCUUAUUUUCCACCAGACCAGCCUAAAAAAUUCGCAAGUGUACACAAGGUAUUUGGUGCUAGUAAUGUUGCUAAACUUCUCAAUGAGCUCAAUGCUGCGCAACGUGAAGAUGCUGUGAAUUCGCUUGCCUAUGAAGCUGAGGAACGGCUCCGUGAUCCGGUUUAUGGCUGUGUGGGUCUAAUUUCUAUUCUUCAACAAAGACUAAAGCAACUCCAGAAUGAUCUUUAUAGUGCUAAGAAAGAAUUGGUUAAUUAUGUCGAGGGUCAAGCAAUGCUACCUAUGUUGAUGCAGCCACAACAUUUGGGUAAUCCUUCUUCUUCAACUGUGAUGCAACACAAUGGGAUGCCAAUGAUGGGUAUUCCUUCAGUUGGACAAAUGGGGAUGCGUGCGGAUACUCAUCAACACCAUCAUGCGCAUCCUCAGCAAAUAUACGAGGCUCAACAACUGGCUGCCGUGGUGGCUGCGAGAGAGCAAGAGAUGUUAAGGGCUUACGAGCAACAACAUCAGCAUCAUACACAGGCCCAGCGACAGCAUGAAAUUGUGAGGUUUAAUGGUGGAUUUGAUCCAGCUAACUCAGUUGCUGCUACUGGGUUUAACCAUGUCAAUCCUGCUGCUGCAAUGUCACCUUCUUUGGCUCUAGGAACUUUUGAGAACACUUUUCAGAUUCAACCACAGGGAGAGCCCCAACCCAAUCAGCUUCAGCCAGAACUUUUGCUUCAGCCACAAUCACAGCAACCGCAACAACUCCUUCAGCAUCCAAAAUCUGAAAGUGAGGAGGGUAGAAGUACUGUUGGUCCAUCUUGUUGAAGUUCUUGCAAGACUCUGUACCUUUCUUGCUAGUUUCUUAAGCUCAUAAAUACGGGACGCAAGUGGAUAUAAAGAAAUAUGGGGAGGGAGGGAGGGAGGUCUUAAGGCAGUCAUCUUGUUUUUGUCCCUUAGGGAAGAAGACGACGACUUUAUGGAGAGAUGCGUCUGGGAAGGAAGGAUAGGCCUUGAUUUUCGAGUACAGCUUUUCUUUUAUCUUUCAUUUGGAUUUCGUAGAGAUCAUCCUUUAAUUAAUGUAAAUCAGAAGCAUGAGAAGUCUUUUCAAAGCUUUUGUUUAUCACCCA